Molecule: messenger RNA, 1886 nt
Organism: Sycon ciliatum
Lineage: Eukaryota; Metazoa; Porifera; Calcarea; Leucosolenida; Sycettidae
Exons: 1
Coding region: 679-1443 (254 amino acids)
Biological process (GO): peptidyl-proline hydroxylation to 4-hydroxy-L-proline
Cellular component (GO): endoplasmic reticulum
Molecular function (GO): L-ascorbic acid binding; iron ion binding; procollagen-proline 4-dioxygenase activity
Source: RefSeq, a predicted model, not a curated record
AAUACUUGCGAUGUAAACUCUACGAUCUACGUCCCGAGCCGACUGCGCACCGGUAAUUGUAACUGUUCAUGUCAGCAAUUUCUUCAGGAUAAAAGACGGUAGUUGGUACAGCAGCCUUUAUUUCUUGUAGCAACGACGACUUGCUUGGAUCCAGGGCAGGAGUGGCGUGUAGUACUACGAGUGAAUGUUGCGUCGGCGAUUUCCGCCUCAGUUUCUGCAGCACACUGUCUGUGUUUGGUGAUUUUCAAUCCCUACAUGUACCGGUACAUGCGGACGCGAUUAGGUGCGUUGUAGUCCGGCAUUGGUGGUGGCCCAUUUGUCCACGAACACUAUUCCAGAAUAAUUUGACCUCUCAGUGUGUAACAGUUGAGUUCAGGCAAGACAAGUCAGUUAGUCCUACAAUAAUAAUAGCAGUUUCUCUCAACAGGCGCGUCUAGCUACAUGUAGUGCAGCGGAGAGGCUUCCAUCAUAGCCGUCUGUGGAUUGUGGCGAACCGGCAACCGUAACGACUAACGUUAGCGGUUGGAGCUGGAGCGAGCCCCCCUAGCCCUGUCUUGAGUGGUGGACUUGAAUCACUGUUCAGUGUUCAUAAGACAUUGAAUCAAUCCAGUGUCACGUGACUGUACUCAUUGACGUCAGGCACUGCUCUCGGGCAUACAGCUCCUGCUUGUGCAUGCGAUGGCGAGCACAGUUGACAAUGCCAUGGAAGGUGGCAUGCGAGACCCAAUCUUUAACAACUUCAGUACCAUAUUGGACAGGAAGUGCAGUGAAGGUGAUAGUGGCAACAGCAGCAAUGACGUGAAAACAGAACCAAAAGUCGAAGUGAUGGAUUUCCUCACCAAACGCAAUCCUGCGGCGGAGAAGAAGGGUUGGAUAAUUCGUAACUCGCUGUCGGCAAGCGAGUGUUCGUCGCUGAUUGCGGCCAGUGAGGCGAGCGGCUAUCAGCCAGCCGAGGAGUUCUGCUUCAUGUACGCACGCCGCAACAACGACCGUAUGAUGUGCGACGACAAGGACCUUGCCGCCUACCUGUGGGAGCGCGUGGCGCCGUGCAUCCCGGAAGUGCUGACGUUUGACGGCCGGCACUUGUGGAGGGCGUACAAGCUGAACGCCCGCUUCCGCAUCUGCCGCUACUACAGCGGGGGACACUUUGGCAUCCAUUCUGACGGCACGUUUGCCUAUGAUGAAGAUCACCGUAGCUUUCUGACGUGCAUGUUUUAUCUAAACGAAGGAAACGGCGUGGACUUCAACGGAGGAACAACCGACUUCAUUGAGAACACAAUCGAUAGAGGUGUUCAGUACCGACUUGUGCCCAGCACUGGCCUGUGCGUUGUCUUCAAACAGAUGGAUAGUGACUGUUUGCACUGCGGAACAGAGUUGACAUCCGGUACAAAGUACAUUCUGCGCACAGAUGUAAUGUUUGAGCGAGUGAAGUCGGACGUCUGAUACAUGUAGGUGUGCAGGCGUGUGUGUGUGUGUGUGUGUGUGUGUGUGUGUGUGUGUGUGUGUGUGUGUGUGUGUGCGUGUGUGCAUGUGUGCGCACAAGAGAGAGAGAGCUAGAGAAGAACUACAAUAUGUGCCGCUGCGCUGUGUUAACCAGAAACCUCGCCUUCUACAUGUACAUACAUGUAUACAGAUUCUUUAUGUAACUAUUACUUUUCCAUGCGUGAUCCUUACAACCCAAAGCAUUGUGAACUUGAAACAGGCUGACAUAACCAUAAUAUGCAAUACAUGGUGCUGCUGCAAGUACUUGUCUUUGCUUAUGUUAUUAUUAUUUUCAUCUAACAAAUUAGACAAAGUGGUGACAGAAUAUUUCUUUUCUCUUUUUUUCAUGUCAAAGUAACACACACGCAUUCUUCUAAGUAUGUAAGUCUACGAGACAGCUCCUA